UGGGAGCGGGCCCGGAGCCUUGGCCAUAAAGCCCGAGGCGGCGACGGCGGCGGCGUUGGAGGCUGGUAGAGCGCAGAGGAGUCCGCUGGUGCCGGUAUUUGGACUUCUCUGCCCCGUCCUCUGUUGCGUCUCCUCGGCGAGCCCCGCGCAGCGGCCGCGUUUGAAGGAUGACCUCUAGGAAGAAAGUGUUGCUGAAGGUUAUCAUCCUGGGAGAUUCAGGUGUUGGUAAGACAUCACUCAUGAACCAAUAUGUGAAUAAGAAGUUCAGUAACCAGUACAAAGCCACAAUAGGAGCAGACUUUCUGACCAAGGAGGUGAUGGUGGAUGACAGACUAGUUACCAUGCAGAUCUGGGACACAGCCGGUCAGGAACGGUUCCAGUCUCUUGGUGUGGCCUUCUACAGAGGUGCAGACUGCUGCGUUCUGGUGUUUGACGUGACUGCCCCCAACACGUUCAAAACUCUUGAUAGCUGGAGAGAUGAGUUUCUCAUUCAGGCCAGUCCCCGGGAUCCUGAAAAUUUCCCUUUUGUUGUAUUGGGAAACAAGAUUGACCUUGAAAACAGACAAGUGGCUACAAAGAGGGCACAGGCCUGGUGCUACAGCAAAAACAACAUUCCCUACUUUGAGACCAGUGCCAAGGAGGCCAUCAAUGUUGAGCAGGCCUUCCAGACAAUUGCAAGGAAUGCCCUUAAGCAGGAGACAGAGGUGGAGCUGUACAAUGAAUUCCCUGAACCCAUCAAACUGGACAAAAACGACCGGGCCAAGGCCUCAGCAGAGAGCUGCAGUUGCUGAAGGGGCAGUGAGUGCAGAGCACAGAGUCCUUCACAAACCAAGAACACACGUAGGCCUUCAAACACAAGCCCCUCCUCUUCUAAACAAAACAGAAAGUGAUCUCUCACAUCCAGCUGCCAAAAGAAGUCCCACCAAACACGGUCCCCACAUAUACACAACACAAGCAGACAAACUCCAGCCCAUGCCUGCAAGGGCUCCUGGAGUCAGCCACCCACCCUAUGUGUGGCAACAGGACGGGUGCUGUAGACCCCGCUCUGGUGUGCAAUCAGCAUUGGAAGCUUAUUGUUUUUGUCCACUGGAGAGAGAGAACUGUUUACAGUUAAUCUGUCUAAUUAGUUAUCUGAUUUUUUAAUGGUCUUGUGGUUCCCGUCCUGUCCCCCUCCUUUCCUCCCCCAAAGGUCCCCUUGGGAAGGCUGGUGCCCAUGCUUCAUUACAGGCUCACACCCAGUCUGGUCAGGCUGAGUUUUGUAUGUAUCUGUUAAUGCUUGUUACUUUUAACUAAUCAGAUCUUUUUACAGUAUCCAUUUAUUAUGUAAUGCUUCUUAGAAAAGAAUCUUAUAGUACAUGUUAAUAUAUGAAACCAAUUAAAAAAUGUAUAAAUUAGUGU
Messenger RNA from Castor canadensis (American beaver), 1398 nucleotides. It is a transcript of the gene Rab7a, whose product is annotated as RAB7A, member RAS oncogene family. Gene Ontology annotation, cellular component: late endosome; lysosome; phagocytic vesicle. Lineage: Eukaryota; Metazoa; Chordata; Mammalia; Rodentia; Castoridae. Gene Ontology annotation, molecular function: GTPase activity; GTP binding. Gene Ontology annotation, biological process: endosome to lysosome transport; phagosome-lysosome fusion. The record is from RefSeq and is a predicted model, not a curated record.